This is a messenger RNA of Mesocricetus auratus (golden hamster), 957 nucleotides long. RefSeq names its product olfactory receptor 10X1. The record is from RefSeq and is a predicted model, not a curated record. Gene Ontology annotation, molecular function: G protein-coupled receptor activity; olfactory receptor activity. Gene Ontology annotation, cellular component: membrane. Gene Ontology annotation, biological process: G protein-coupled receptor signaling pathway. The transcript has a single exon. The coding region runs from base 1 to 957 and encodes 318 amino acids. NCBI's taxonomy places the organism in Eukaryota, Metazoa, Chordata, Mammalia, Rodentia, Cricetidae.
AUGGAGAUCAACCAAACAAUCCUGAAAGAAUUCAUUCUCAUAGGCUUCUCUGCUUACCCACAUGUACAGACCUUCCUCUUUGGGGUCUUCUUUUGCCUCUAUAUUCUCACUCUUGCAGGCAACCUCACCAUCAUGGGAUUGACAUAUGUGGACAGAUCUCUCCACACCCCUAUGUACCUCUUCCUCAGUGCACUCUCCUUCUCUGAGACCUGCUACACCCUGACAAUCAUCCCCAAGAUGCUGGUGGAUCUGCUGAACCAGGACAGACGCAUUUCAGUCGCAGGCUGUGGCCUGCAGAUGUGCUUCUUCCUGGGCCUUGGUGGAACAAACUGCAUCAUUCUCACCUUGAUGGGGUAUGACCGCUUCCUGGCCAUCUGCAACCCACUCAGAUACCCUCUUCUUAUGACCAAUGUUGCAUGUGGACAACUUGUGGCCUCUGCUUGGGCUGGAGGCUUCGUGGUUUCUUUUAUACAAAUUGCACUAACAUUUAGAGUGUCUUUCUGUAUACCCAACCUCAUCAGACAUUUCUUCUGCAACAUGAGGGCAGUUGUGAGACUGUCCUGCAUAGACAGUGGCCUCACAGAAGUCAUUGUAACGCUUAUGUCAAUGGUAGGUUUAGUGGGUACAUUCUUGCUCAUCUCCUUGACUUAUGUGUUCAUCCUUUCUUCUGUCCUCAAGAUCCCUUCAGCUGAGGGUAAGCAAAAGGCAUUUUCCACCUGUGCCUCACACCUCACUGUGGUCAUCAUCCACUUCGGUUUUGCAUCCAUUGCUUAUCUGAAGCCAGAAGCCUCCGGAGGAGAUGACACGCUCAUAGCAGUUCCUUAUACCGUUAUUACCCCUUUCCUCAGCCCCAUCAUAUUCAGCCUCAGGAAUAAGGACAUGAAGAAUGCUUUUAGAAAGAUCGUGAGAAAGAAAGUAGUACUGAAAAAUAACUUUGGGCUGUUGUUGCUGGUUUAG